AGCAUGAUGCAAUAAGUCUGUCAGUAAACAGAAAGCCAAUUGGAUCAAAUCACGGUGUGGAGAAGAAAGAAAAAAUGGCAUCAAGAAGGAUCAGCUGACGGGGCAGAGAGGGCAUCAAAACUAGAUUAGCUGUUCUUGACUAAGAAGAUCAAACAACCUGUAAAUGAGGAAUGUAGAAAGGGAACAAAACAUGCCAGCAUCCUUGAGAAAACUUCAGCAAAUGGCUCUUUAUCUGGCGGUUGUGUCUGGUGGGGGAACUGCUCUUAUGUAUUACUACAUACAAAAGAAUUUUGCCAGAGCACAGUAUUAUCAGCAGGCUCUCGAGCAGCUUCAUAAAGACUCAGCAGCCCUGGAGGCGCUUGGUGCUCCUCCUCUUAAAGUACAUUACAUCAGGCUGACUGACAAGACCAAUCGCGUUGAUGCAUCAAGAGCUCAGUUAAGGAUACCAGUAUCUGGAACAAAGUCAGCUGGUUAUCUUCAUGUCUGUUCAGAGAGGGACUUCACCCUUAACAGCUGGCAUCUGCAAGAAGUCACACUACAGCUCUGUAAUGGCCAAAGUGUUCCAGUCUGCCUAUCGUCACAGAAGGAUGCUUCUCAGCAAGAGAUGUAAAAAUCAAAAAGUUCAAGAAUUUAGUUGGGGGGGGGGGGGAGAGAAUGAUUUGUAAAUCAUCACAAGUAAAAGUUUUAAAUGCUAGUUGGGAGCCCAAAGGCUUGUUUGGACAUUCACAAGGGUCUGCUCUGGGAGCCCAAAGGCUUGUUUGGACAUUCACAAGGGUCUGCUCUUAUGUAGAAGGAUAUUCUACCACGUAGGGCAUACCCAAAGCUUUUAGCUUUCAACAUGCUUUUG
This is a messenger RNA of Lacerta agilis (Sand lizard), 847 nucleotides long. RefSeq names its product cytochrome c oxidase assembly factor 1 homolog. Gene Ontology annotation, cellular component: mitochondrial inner membrane. The record is from RefSeq and is a predicted model, not a curated record. The coding region runs from base 164 to 610 and encodes 148 amino acids. The transcript has 6 exons. Gene Ontology annotation, biological process: mitochondrial respiratory chain complex IV assembly; mitochondrial respiratory chain complex I assembly. NCBI's taxonomy places the organism in Eukaryota, Metazoa, Chordata, Lepidosauria, Squamata, Lacertidae.